AACAGUUCCCGAAACAGUUCGACAAUACAGGAACAGAAAGCAGCGCAAUGAGCGAAGACAAAGACCCAGGGCGCGAGAUGCACUCGCGAUUUCGGUUUAGCUUGAAUGCGGACUCGUACGCACCGACCGAUGGCCGCGUGUACUCGCUCAAGUCUAUCCAUAGGUGCCUGCAGAACAGUGGCACAGCCGUCGGCAUUCGCAGCGAGAGCUCUGUGGUGCUGGCCGUGGAGAACUUGACUGGCAACAGAUACAUUUCUCCGGAUACCUAUCCGCGCCUCUUCGUCAUCGACGGCCACUUCGGCAUGGCUGUCCAUGGGCUGCGCGGGGACGUCUACGCCCUGGCCGAGAACGCCCGCUUCGAGGCCUCCCUCGUCCGUCGGACGUCCGAGCGGGGCAUCACCAUGAAAGAGCUGUGCGAUCACCUCAGCAAGAUCGUCAAGCUGUGCUUUCAGCACAACGCUGCGCGCCCCUAUGCGGUGAGCAUUCUGUUGUCCGGAUGGGAGCUGCAGCACGGACCGCAGCUCUACAAAGUGGAACCGUCCGGCGCGGUCGUCUCGCAUGCCUCCUGCGCCAUUGGCGUGGGCGAGGAGAAGGCCCUGGCAUUGAUGGAGAAGUACAAAUUCGACGCGUUCGAUAUGGAGGAGUUGGUGAAAAUGUCCGGCGAAAUUAUCUAUGGCAUUCAUGACGAUGGCAAGGGCCAAACCUUCCUCCUGGAGACGGGUAUUGUGGGUGUUCAGACCCAGGGGCAUCUGGACUACAAUCCCAUGCCUUGGUCCGAGAUAGCCAAAAAAGCUGGCGAGGAGUUCAAGGCCAAGGCCUCAGCUAUCGCCAAGGAAAACGAGCAACCAUCCGAUACUGACACACACAACACUUAAGACUCCAAAAGUUCUCCAAAAUUCAUAUUAACAAAAUUCAAGAGCAUUCCAAAAACCAAAAAAAAAUAAUA
Drosophila persimilis is the source of this 946-nucleotide messenger RNA. Its product is annotated as proteasome subunit alpha type-3. Gene Ontology annotation, cellular component: proteasome core complex; proteasome core complex, alpha-subunit complex; synapse. The coding region runs from base 48 to 875 and encodes 275 amino acids. Lineage: Eukaryota; Metazoa; Arthropoda; Insecta; Diptera; Drosophilidae. The record is from RefSeq and is a predicted model, not a curated record. The transcript is spliced from 3 exons.